UGUUCUCGAUGUUGUAUUUGCCAUCGAAAUCACAAGCAGUAUGUCUUCUGUUCUUAAACUGAAAAAAAUAGCUGGUGCAGUUAUCAGGAAGUUUAGCAUUGGCAGCACUGAUACUAAGAUUGGGUUGGUUGGUUUCCGUGGUGGCAGCAUCAACCCAAUGGUUUCCCAAUUGAAAGAACGAAAGACUCAACCAGAUCUUAUCACCUUCCUUAAUGCAUUGACUUUCACAGGCCCAGGUGUUACAGCAACACCCACAAGUUACAUUCAAAACAGGAUGUUCACUCCAACAAUGGGCGACCGAUUAAACGCUGGUAACGUCAUUGUGAUCAUGCAACCAAAUACUAUCUCCAUAAACAAAGGUGGUACAGUUGUCAACGUAUCUACAUCUUCCGUGUUCGAUGCCGUCAUGAGAGUAGAAGCUGCCAUUCGUAAAUAAUGCUGAGGAUUGAAUGAAUAAAGGACCUGUUGCUCUAUUUCGUAUAAUCAGAAAAUAAAUGCAUCUUGAAAAAUCAAA
Ciona intestinalis (vase tunicate) is the source of this 514-nucleotide messenger RNA. The record is from RefSeq and is a predicted model, not a curated record. NCBI's taxonomy places the organism in Eukaryota, Metazoa, Chordata, Ascidiacea, Phlebobranchia, Cionidae.